Molecule: messenger RNA, 1738 nt
Organism: Exaiptasia diaphana
Lineage: Eukaryota; Metazoa; Cnidaria; Anthozoa; Actiniaria; Aiptasiidae
Product: dolichyl pyrophosphate Man9GlcNAc2 alpha-1,3-glucosyltransferase
Exons: 15
Coding region: 81-1544 (487 amino acids)
Biological process (GO): protein N-linked glycosylation
Cellular component (GO): endoplasmic reticulum membrane
Molecular function (GO): dolichyl pyrophosphate Man9GlcNAc2 alpha-1,3-glucosyltransferase activity
Source: RefSeq, a predicted model, not a curated record
GGCRGCAAAGRCCUUUGUAUUCAAUGCUGUUCAAUGUUGAUUAUUUUCUGUACGUUUUGAGCGUGUAUACUUGAUAUAAAAUGUCUGAAGUCUUUUAUUCUGUUAUCCUGUGUGUUUUGGGAGCUACUGUACAGCGAUGGGCCGUCUCGCUUGGUAGUUAUUCUGGCAAGGGUAAGCCACCAAUGUAUGGYGACUAUGAAGCACAGAGACAUUGGCAAGAAAUUACAUACAACCUACCUGUCAAUCAAUGGUAUUAUAAUUCGAGCAAGAAUGAUCUUCAGUACUGGGGGCUCGAUUACCCACCUUUGACUGCGUAUCAUAGCUGGCUGUGUGGCUUAAUAGCAAAUUACAUUAAUCCUAAUUGGGUAGAACUAAAAUCAUCAAGAGGCUUUGAAAGUGAACAACACCAGCUAUUCAUGCGUUAUACAGUGCUAGCAGCUGACAUCUUAGUGUAUUUUCCUGCUGUAGUUUUAUUUUGUUUGUUGUGCUUGCCAGGGCGCACCAAAGUAUACAAGGUCCUUGUUUCUGGCGUAAUUCUUGUCUAUCCUGGCCUGGUUCUUAUAGAUCAUGGGCAUUUUCAAUAUAAUUCAGUUAGUCUUGGAUUUUGUUUAUGGGCUGUUUUAGCAUURUGUAAAGGUUAUGAUAUGCUGGGUUCAGUUGSYUUUGUGRUGGCCUUGAGUUAUAAACAAAUGGAAUUGUACCAUUCUWUGCCAUUCUUCUUUUAUCUUCUUGGUAAAUCACUAUCUAUGAGCUCUUNGAGUGGAACGAUAAUUCACCUUUCCAAGUUAGGCAUUGCAGUGAUUGGAACCUUCAUUACGUGCUGGUUUCCAUUUUUGGUGGAUCCMAAGGACUCUUUGCAAGUUUUACAUCGUCUUUUUCCAUUUGGAAGAGGAUUAUUUGAGGAUAAAGUUGCAAACUUUUGGUGUGCUGCUUCAAUAGUUAUCAAAGUAAARACUCUUUUAACUCAGAAUCAAAUUAUAAAAUUAAGUUUGUGGACSACUCUCACUGCUGUCCUUCCAUCAUGUCUGAAUGUAAUGCGUCAUCCGUCAGUUGACCGUUUUCUUCUUUGUUUGAUAAAYUCAUCUCUUGGUUUCUUCCUCUUUUCCUAUCAAGUCCAUGAGAAGUCAAUUCUCCUUGUUGCACUACCUGUUUGCUUACUGCUACCAUUCAAACCCCUGGUUUGCACAUGGUUCCUUAUAAUGUCAACAUUCAGUAUGUGGCCACUGUCGGAGAAAGAUGGUCUUUUUCUCUCGUAUGUUCCUGUGAUGUUGAUAUUCUAUGCAUCAACAUACUAUGUUUUCAAUCUAGAAAAGUCCUGCUUCAAGCUAAAARCACUGUUCUAUUUGUCAAUGUUUGGAGCCAUUGGACUUCACACGGCAUCAUUUACUGUUCCUCCAUCUCAGCGCUAUCCUGACCUCUAUCCAGUUCUGAUAUCACUCUACAGUUGUGGGCAUUUUAUGUUAUUCUUCUUCUAUUUUAAUAUUCUGCAAUUUACUUUGCCUUACUUUCCAAACUCUUUACUCAAACCACAAAAACAAGACUAAAACGUUUCCCUUUUAUUUACCUUUACUUAAAUGCUAACUUUGCAAAAAAGAUACCAUAUCUUCAUUUGACAGAACUGUAUGGUAGCUAACCUUCAUUUGUUUUUUAAGUCUUGUCUCUGUGAAUCAGAAAGAUGCAAAAGGCUAGAAAUAUUUUGGGAAUGUUUAUUGUGGAAUUGCUUGUCAAAAGUGAGGUU